Messenger RNA from Chiloscyllium plagiosum (whitespotted bambooshark), 6068 nucleotides. RefSeq names its product elongation factor for RNA polymerase II 2 (gene ell2). Gene Ontology annotation, biological process: positive regulation of transcription elongation by RNA polymerase II; snRNA transcription by RNA polymerase II; transcription elongation by RNA polymerase II. Gene Ontology annotation, molecular function: cis-regulatory region sequence-specific DNA binding. Gene Ontology annotation, cellular component: transcription elongation factor complex. NCBI's taxonomy places the organism in Eukaryota, Metazoa, Chordata, Chondrichthyes, Orectolobiformes, Hemiscylliidae. The record is from RefSeq and is a predicted model, not a curated record.
GGGGGACUCGGACGAUGAGAGGGGCAUCAAACUGAUGUCGGAGGGGCCAAUCCAAGAUGGCGGCGGCAGCGCUCACCGAAGAUCAGCGUUACGGUCUGUCGUGUGGGAAAGCGAACCCCGGCAAAAUCACCGUCUUUCACGUUAAGUUGACAGAGACAGCCUUCCGAGCGCUGGAAGCCUUUCAGUUUUCAAAGAAUUCAUCUAUCCCUCAACCAACAAUCCAGUUCCAAGGACUUCAGGGGUUAAUAAAGAUUCCAAGAACAGAUGCCCACAACGACACACGAAAUUUUGACUUUUAUGUAUCCAAUGUUGGAAAAGAUAACCCUCAGGGAAGUUUUGAUUGUGUCCAGCAAUAUAUCUCCAGUGAUGGAGUUUCAGAAUUGGACUGCUUUGGAAGCAUACAAGAUAAAAUUACAAUAUGUGCAACAAAUGAUUCCUAUCAGACAACACGAGAACGCAUGACUCAGGCUGAAGAGGAAACCCGUAGUCGAAGUACCAAAGUUAUUAAACCUGGUGGACGAUAUGUAGGUAAGCGAGUGCAGAUUCGUAAACCAGCACCAGGCAUCCCAGAUGCUGUACCUGAACGGAAACGGUCAACUCCCAUUAAUCCUGCAAGUACAAUAAGGAAGUGCAAUAUAAACAACAGUGUUUCUCAACGAUCUUACAGGGAUAGGGUAAUCCACUUAUUGGUCUUAAAACCCUUCAAGAAACCAGAGCUGCUGGCCCGAUUACAAAAAGAUGGGGUCAGUCAGAAAGAUAAGAACUCUCUCGGACCAAUUCUGCAACAGGUGGCUAAUAUAAACCCAAAAGACAACUCUUAUACUGUGAAGGAUUUUGUGUACAAGGAUGUUCAGCGAGACUGGCCUGGUUACUCAGAAGACGAUCGACAACUGUUUGACAGAGUAGUUUCCAGAAAAUUAACUCAACUGCAGAAUUCUAGCAGCCAACAAGCAGAACAAGUUCCAUCAAGCUCCCCCAAAGACAGAGGAUCUGCAUCUUCACCAGAGAAGAGACCUCUGCCAUCAGAUUUCAUUGAUCCUCUAGCGAGCAAGAAGCCCAGGAUAUCACACCUCACUAAUCGUGUGCAACCAACACUUAAUGGCCAUUUAAACCCCUCCAAUGAAAAAACUGUUGCUAUUUCUGCUCCGGUUGCUCCUCCUCAAGCUCCUCCUCCUGUGCCACUUCCAGUUUCUAUUGCUCACACUGUGAAUUCUAACUCCAAUUCCCCAUGCACACCAGAAAGAAGGGGAACUCAAGAUUUGCCAGUUGAUGCUCUUGGUCAAACUGGUGAAGAUUAUGAGGACCAGCAAGUAAAGCUUACCUCUCGGACUACAUUGGAAAGCCCACCGCAUCAACUGGAGUGUUCUGAACUCAUCAGCAAAGACUGUUCUUCUCAUGGAAAGUCAAAAAAAAAAGCUAAAAAGCAUAAAGACAAGGAAAGAGAGAAAGAGAAAAAGAACAAGAAGACUGAGGAUGAUAGUGAAGAAUGUAGAAAUGAAAUUGAGGAACAAAACCUCCUUAAAGGUGCCAAUUCAGAAACGAAUAGGAAGUGCACUGGUUCCAGCAGUCCUACAUUACCAACCAAAAAACCUGAUUACUUGAUCAAAUAUGCAGCCAUUAUGUCACAUGAGCAGAGGCAAAACUACAAAGAUGACUUUAAUGCAGAAUAUGGUGAAUAUCGAAGUUUGCAUGCCAGGUUAGAGAGAGUGACCAAACGAUUUUUGCAACUGGAUGCAGAGCGGAAGCGCCUUUCUCCUAAUACUGAAGAGUACAAGAUUAUCGAUGAGGAAGUUUUACAAGAGUAUUGGAAAAUUACAAAGAAUAGUCCCAAUUACCAUGAAGAGAAACAAAGAUGUGAAUACCUGCAUAACAAACUGGCUCACAUUAAGAGACUAAUAGCAGAUUAUGACAAGCAACAGCUACAAUCAUGGCAUUAGAACUCACUGGACAAUUUGCUAUAUUGUUCUAUGAUCAGAAGGAGAUGUGUAAUAACAUUAAAAGCUAAUAUAUUUUGAAUUUUUCAAAACAUUUGCUCUAGGAAUGGUGGCAAGAGAUUUCUGAAAGAUUUCAGAAGUUUCAUGAUUUGAGUUCUGUUACUUCCCUGAAGCAUCUAAGCUGCGCUGCCCUCACCCCACAUUAAUUUAUUCUAAAUUGAUGCUCUUUUUGCUUUUGAACUUGCAUCUUACUUUUUAACUGUUAUACCAAGAUGUUUUUGUUUAUCCAAACACAUCUCAUUAGUCUUAGUACUUGGGCUCUUCUACAAUCUCUUGAUUCGAUUUAUACAUUAACAAUUGAUAGCACUAUCAGCAAACAAUGUAAAACAGUUAAAUAAACAAAGGUAUGUGGUACUUGCUACAUUCUGCUAAUUUAAACAGUUUGCCUUAAGUGGUUGAAUGUUCCCAAGGCAAUUUGCACAAAUAGUUUUCAAAAAAAUUCAUAGAAAUCCUUAAUGUUGGAAAGUAUGACAAGCACUACAAACUGCCUAUAAUUCUUUACACUGUGCUGCAAUUUCAAACUAUAUGUUAAAAAUGCAAACAGUCUGCUCCUGUACCCCUUGCCUUAAGGUGUUCCUUAUGUACAUAAGUAUAGUGACCAUUAGCUACAAAUGGCUUCCUUCUAUCUUGUACAAGUGGGAAGGUAACUUUGACCUCCCAGUAUGUGCAUGUGUGAAUGAGUGUCUCUGUAAAUGUGUGUAAAUUUAAUAUACAUCUUGAGGGGGAAGAGAAGCUGCUGUCUGUAGCCAGAUGCUCAGGACAAAAAAAAAACUGAGUCAUUGCAGGUGUUUUCCUAUAAACGUACUACUUCCUCCAUGGAAAUGAAAGCCUUUCCAUUUUAAAUGAUUUAUCAGCUUUAUUAACAUGAAUGCGUUGCUACUGUGCAAAAUUUGAAAGAGAUCUUAUAGUUUUGGGGAAAUUAAGAUACUAACCUUCAUGUAGGAGACUUAUUUGUAUACUACUUUAAAGUAUUUUUGAAAACAAAUUAUAUACAAAGAAGCAGUCACCUGCAUGUACUAGUUUAUUUAAAAUUUGUUCUCCUAUGUGCCAGGAAUAUAACUGAAAACAGAUGUAUUUAAUUAUACUGUGACCAUCAAACAGCACAAAGAAAUCAUUUGAAUUUAUAAAGUGUCUCUGUACUUACCAGUGCAUUACAUUUCAGUUGGUAUAAUGCCUAUCAAUAAGAUAGUUAAUUUAUCAUGUGGGAACAUUAAGUUAUUUGGUUGGACGAUGCGGGGUUUUGGAUAGAUAUUGAGACUAAUAAUCUGUGUAAUGUUUUUGUCUUUACGAAAUGCUGCCAAGUGAAAAGGGAAGCAUAAUGUUUACAAAUGAACGUUGGAAAGUUUGCCAAACUGUUUGGUUGAAUCUUCAAUAAAUUCCAUGUCACCAGCUUCACUCCAAAUGCUGGUAUCAUCAAACAAUGCUGUAAACCAUGAAACUUGCUCUUCCUAACUUGGACUAAUUCCAAACAUUGAAGUUUAGGUGUUAGUUAGGAUGAGUCCCAAUGUGAUAUUUUCAUAGUAUAUUUACGGUACUAAUCACUGGGAUUACCAAGGACUAAAACUUGAUUCACACUUCACAAUCAUUUAUAUUGGUUCUUUAUCAGUUAUUCCCACUUUUACUAAAGUUCUUUUCUGAUCACGUUAAGAGUGUCUUCAUAUAAUUCCAGAAUUAUUACAUUAGCAUUGAUAAUGUUUGGAUAUUUUAAGUUGGCAUUAGGUUUAUUUAACAAAAACCUCUCCUGACAGGGAUAUGUUCCACUGGUAAACUCGUGCGUCAAUAAUAUUGGAUAGCAUUUGACAUCAAUGUAAUUUUAAAUAAAUUGGAUUCCAUUUUUAGCAUUUUGCUUUGUAUCCCUCAUCAUCUUAAAAUUAAGUGAUGUUAUUCAUUUGUGUUAUAUACUAACAUCCUUCGAUGAAACAAAACAUUCACUUAGUGUAACUUUUCAAGCUUUCUGGAAUUCUUUGGAAUUUCAAUCUGAAAUUGGCGUUGUAAAAGUACAGAUUUGAGACUUCCCAUUUUACAAUCACUGGGUAUAGAUUGACUUAAAACCUACUCCACUGUCUAGUUAGCAUUGUACCUGAAGCUGAAUUUUGAGCACUAUUCAUUAGCAUCACUCAAGACAACUUUAAUGUUUUGAAUCAUACUUUGGUACAACACUUGAGUGUAAAAAAAAGUCUAGUUUUGGCCCCUUGCCCAAAUAAUAAUAAUAGAGUUCACAAGUAGUUUUAAUGUAGUCACGAGGAAUAAGUGUCAAAUCACAGCUGGAGUCCUUUUAGAAGAAACUGAAUUUGUGGCCGUGCCUAUCACUUUACUACUUGAGUACUACUGAAAUGCCUUUAUUGUUUUGUUUGUGUAGUAUUCUAAUGGAGCCAAUUUGGCCUCACAGUAGGAAUAUAUUUUGUUAGAUCUGUGGUAGUUUACUUGAGAAAAUAAUGGUUUAUUAUUGGAGGGAUUUUUUGCCAUAACCCAGAUUCUUUUAAUACUUGAACCUUAUUUAUUUCACCAGUUCCACUAAGGCUAAAGAAUGCUCAUAAAGCCAAAACCUUAUCUACGUUCCUUAGUGUAAUUAAAAAUAUUUUUAAAGCAAAGGAGCAUGAGCAGUGCAGUAAGUAUGCAUCUUUAUGCAUGGUGGCCUAAAGAAAGUUAUUUUUGCUUUUAGCAUAGUCUUGGAAUUUCUGAUGUUGGUCCUAAAUUUGGAUCCUAUAAAUAUAAAGUCACAUUCACAACUGAAACCAAGAAGUUCUCUGAACACUUAUUCCUCAGUAACUCUACUAAAUUUCUAUUUCAAAGAAAAUAAGCAUAGAGACCCACUGCAUAAAAGCCUAUCAGCAGUUUACUAUUUUUGACCACUACUUCAGUGCAAUUAAUUUAAGAAAAGUUGUUUUGAAUGCAAACUAUUUAUACCAAAGCUGCCUACAUUGUUUUGUGCAGUCUCUGCUGUACUUUGAACUAGAAAGCAUAGUUUAAAAAAAACUUACUUUUUCAGUUUUAUAUGCUUAAGCUGAUCAUGCUUCAAAAUAAGCAAUAAAAUUGCAUGAAAAGUUGGUAUUUUUAAUACUAUCUGUUUCAUGUAAUUUUAGCAAAGUAUCAUUCGAAAUGUAAUGAUGCAGAUUUGGCUUUGAAGCAAAUAUUUACCUUUACAAGUAUUUGUUUUAAAGUCAAGGGGUUGCAUUCAUUGAAAAUGUCUGUGAUCAGAGAUCCAGUUUUAUUUUUAUGUAUAUAAUAUAUUUGGUUCUGAUUGCUGCAUUUUUAUAUAUGAAAAUGCAAUCAAUUAUCCAUUUAAUUGGUAAAUGGAUAUUAUUGUUCCAAAACUGCCCAAUUCUGCAUGAGUUUUGAGGCAAUUUGCAAUCAACUUAAACAAGUGUAAAUGUUUUCAACAAUUGUAUAAGAUCCUAAUCAAUUAGGUAAAACUCUUUUCUUUUCAUGACAGUUUGUCCUAUUUCAAAAUAUUAAUUUGCUAUUCCAGAAACUGAGCAACAAACUAGUCUUAGCAUAAAUGUAUCACAGUAUUAAAUUCUGAGCUGUUAAUUAAUUUGCUAGCAGCUUUGUAUGUUAUUGGAUUACUAGUAAAGUGAAAUUUAAUUGUUUUACAAGGAAUGAUGAGGAAAAUCAUAUUGUCCCUCCAUCCUUCUAUUGUUACACUUUUAAUAUCUAUCUUUCCUCUAAUCUUGGUAUUAAUGUGUGCCAAAUGGACAGGUUUUUGCCUAAAUACUUUGAAGCCUUUAAAUUCAGUUUAAUUGUUUCUCCUCUUCACAUGUCCUUGAUCGAUGCAGUUGAAACCAGCAGUUCAAAUUGAUAUGGAAUAGUAGUUAUUACAGAAGACAAAGAAUGGAAAUUAAAACAAUACUGGAAUGUUAUAUUCUCAGUAGUCUUUUGGCUAUUGUGAAUGUCUUUUGAUUUCCAAGUUACACAGUAAACCUUUACCAUCUAGUUAGGACCAUUGAAACUGGAAAUGCCGCAGGAGUGUUUUCACCAAUGAAAAUACAAGAUAUUUGAGCCACAAUGUGUCCAUUCCACAUGUAAUGUAAGCUGUUAAUUUAAAUUACAUUAAAAUAUUGACUUUGCAUAAGA